Cinara cedri is the source of this 664-nucleotide messenger RNA. The record is from the annotation of a GenBank genome assembly. Lineage: Eukaryota; Metazoa; Arthropoda; Insecta; Hemiptera; Aphididae.
UACAUUUAUCUUACAAAAAUGGACGUUGGACAUAUUAUCGUCGGUAUUUGUUUGCAUAUCACGUGUUUGAGAUGGGCCGAAAAUAUAUUUAGAUGAGACGGGACGCAAGUAUCGUAAAAACUUGAUUCAGUUCUGCAAAGAUGCUUAAUUUGCCAACAAAUUGCUAUUGAUCGAGUAUGACUUUAUAGUAAUGGGAGCUGGAGCCGCAGGAGCGCCUGUCGCUCGGAGGUUAGCAGAAGUGCCGGAAUGGAAUAUACUACUGUUGGAGGCCGGCGGAGAAGAGUCGCUGAUAAAUUCAUUUCCAGCCAUUGCGCACUAUUUGCAGUUUACAGAUUACGAUUGGGCGUACCGCACGGAUAAAGAGCCGCACGCGUGUAAAGGGCAUACGGAAAAGGUCUAUUUCUGGCCGGCCGGCAAAACACUAGGAGACAGCACGAUAAUCAACGACAUGUACACAAGGGGCAAUGUGAGGGACUUUGACUGGUUAGCUUAUGCCGGAAAUCUGGGAUGGUCUUACGGAGACGUAUUACUUUAUUUCAUGAAAAACGAAGACGUUAAAGUACCUGAACUGAAACGAUCGCGUUAUCACGGCGUGGGAGGGCCAUUGUCGAUAAAUCAUCCGUCCUAUAAAUCAAAAUUGAUCGUCGCGUUUUUAGAAACGUAG